AUGGGAGAAGUGGAGCUUUCUGAGUGGAUUAAGCUCCUUGAAGCAGUUAUAUCUGAAGAUGAGAGCCAAAGAAAUGAAUCACAUCAGAAUAUUAUGGAUUUACUACAAAAUCAGCCGAUUCAAUUUUUAACUUUAUGUAUUAGUACGAUUUUUUCUGAUAAUAUCUCUCCAACCGCUACAUUCCAGGCUUUCAAUGCUACAAAUCGAUAUUUAAAGUUCUGCGAGCAGCAAAAUCUUCCAUUUUUAACAUUAAAUUUAGAACUGCGAACAAAUUUAAUAACAGCAGCAUUACGAGGUUUAUUAUACGCAGAUUAUCCAUAUAUUCAAGAAGCAGCUGCUCUUACAAUUGGAUUAUUUUGUAAUUGUUCAAAAUCUUACGAAGAAUAUCUUUCAAGCCUUCUAACCUUGUACACUGAGCAUAAAUCGGAUGUUCAUGAUAUUGUUGUGAGUAUUUCUACAGCCUGUCAAAACGUAAUUGAAAUUUGCAAUUUAUUUAACAAACAAACGAAGUCUCAAAUCCCACAAAGCUUAAUAACCGAAAUGAUCGCAUAUCUACAAGAAACUCAAGAUUUAGGAAACGCAAUUAAAAUAAUUAAAUCUUUUGAUUGUUUUCUCAAGUAUUACAAAGAAUUUCCAGGUGAUAAUGAGAAAAUAAAUGAUGUGUGCAAGGUGUACGCAACUCUUCUUCGUUUUGAAAGCGAAGAAAUCAUAAAUUAUUGCGCAGAAAAUCUUUCCAUUAUUUUUGAUGUUUCAUAUGAUUCUUCACAUGUCUACACUGAUUCUCUCUUCUAUUUCAUUGAUGAAUCAUUCAAAAUUCCAGAUUGUACGAUUCCUAUUUUGAGAUUGAUGAAUGAGAUGAUUUCAAAGGAAAAGAACUCCGAUAAAGUCCUUCAACAAAGUAUUUCACAACUUAUUUUUGAAAAAGAACAUGAAAAAUUUGAAGAAAUUUUAUUUUCAAUUUCAAAUCAAGAACAAGAUUCAAUUGAUGAUGAAUAUCCUCAAUAUUAUGUCACAAUAAUUCUUAGUGAGAUGAUGUUUGUUAAUCAGGAGUUCGUUUUUUCUUAUAUUAAUCAAAUUUUUGAAAAUUGUUUCCAAACUGAAGAAUAUAACAAGAUAUAUGCAUCUAUAUUAUGUUUGUAUUCAUUUGUUAAUCAUCAUUCCUCUGCUUGUUAUGAUUUUGUCAUUGAUUCAAUCAAGAAAAUUCUUCAAUCACCAAAUAUUUACAAUUUCAUUGGUACAACAAUACUAACAUAUGAUUUUAUUGCUAAUAUGUUGAUUGAAUUCCCUGAUUUAAUCUAUGUUGCUGAUGAUGACGGUGAAUUUGCUUUUUUAAUUUUGGAUUUUGUUGUAAAAUCACUUGAAACUCCUUCAAACAUUAUUAAAUCAUCAGUGAAUGUUGCAAAGAAUAUGUGUAUCCAGCUAAAAGCAAAGAUUCACACUGAAAAUUCCUUGAAAUUGUUUUCAAUUUUGUCAGAUUUCUACAGAAACUUAUGGGAAAAGCCGGAAAUAUAUAAUCCUGAACUUUGUGAUAACUUCUUCGCUUCUUUAGGUGAGUUUUUGUUCACAACUCCUGAAAAUGAAAUAGUUUUAACGAUUAUUCCACUUCUUUCUUCGACUUUAACCGAAAUUCUUGAGAAAAUUAGUCAGAGUUCCGAUAAUGAGUCACUUCCCUUCAUUUCUAGAGCAAUUUUUGAGUGUUUGACGAAAGGAAUUCAGAGAUAUGUCGAAAGAGCGAUAGAUAUAAAGAAUCCAGAGAGCCAACAUUUGUAUUACAACCUUGUAGAUCUUGCUUUGAAUGCUAUUAAGUACAAAGAAUACAUUUUUUAUGCGAAUGCGAUUGAAUUUUUGGUAAAACUCAGCGCGAUAUACAUGAAUGAUGAUCAUAUGGCUGUAAUUAUGAAUGAUUUAUUACCUAGUAUCACGGAAGGUAACCAAAGUAGCUUUACUUACGCUUGUUACGUUUUUCAAUAUCUUUCUACGAAUUUGAAGUCAAAGAUGGACAAAUACGUUGAGCAGAUCUGUUCGUCCAUCCUUGAAACUCUCUAUAACUGGAGAGAUAACUUCGAUUCCAAUAGUUUUGGCUUUGGAUUAUUUGCUAUCGGGACAUGUAUGAUAAAUAGCCCUCAAAAACUACAAGGAAUCAUUGAAAAUCUUGUAACAGCGUUGGAAUUCUUUAUUAGCAGAACUCCUGGAAACGAAGAAGAUAUAAUUGACAUUGAAAACUUUUACAAAGGAUUUAUUGUUGCAGAAACAGGUUUGUUGACUGUUUCUAAGACAAUUAUUGCUGAUGAUAUUCCUCCAAUUAAUGUUUAUUCACGUUUGAAAAUGAAAAUUUCAAUAAUGUAUCAGUCAAAGAUGCUGCAAAUGAUUCCAAUGGGUAGUAUAUACUCAUACUUUGUUGAUUUAUUAGAUGCAACUAAUGAAUUCAUAUCGAAUCAUAGAAAAUACUUAAGAUUAGCUAAAUUCUUCCACAGAAACGAAGUUUAUGCACUGAAUGAGUUCAUAAAUAAUAUUGAGGACUCAGCUGACUUAUCAAAGGCUAAAUGGCAAAAAUUGGAAAAAUCUUUAGAGUUAUAA
Molecule: messenger RNA, 2577 nt
Organism: Trichomonas vaginalis G3
Lineage: Eukaryota; Parabasalia; Trichomonadida; Trichomonadidae
Product: armadillo (ARM) repeat-containing protein family
Exons: 1
Coding region: 1-2577 (858 amino acids)
Source: RefSeq, a predicted model, not a curated record